AUGGAAGCCGUCGGAGUCGCCGCCAGCAUUCUCGGACUGGCAAGUUUGGCUAUUCAAUUAGGCGAAGGUGCUACCAAGCUCAGGCGCAUCUACAAGGCCGUACGCGAUGCGCCACAGACGCUGGAAGAUACAGCAAACGAACUCAUGAUUAUGGAGCUGCACUUCCGCCAAUUGUCUCGCAAUCAAAUGGGCUACGACGAGGACGCGUUUUUGAUCGAUGCACUUGUGCAGCGCUGUAAGUCUAGUGUCGGCAAGAUCGCAGAUGUUGCCACAUCCAUCGAGAACAUAAUAGCACGGCAAAUAGCUGCAGCAGGCUGGACACUGUCCCUCCGCGAAUGGAGGGUAGUAAGCGAUGCUGCACAAAUCUUCCAGAUGGUGCACGGAGGAAGCGUCGAGAAUGUACGUCAGCUCAUCGAGUCUGGCAAGGCUUCGCCACUUGACGUCAACGACUUCGGGCAGAACUUGAUUAAGAUCGCGACGCAAAACUACUACAAAUCAGACAAGACUUCGAUAAUUCGCUAUCUUCUGAGUGUGUCCCCUGAGCUGAGACAAAUGGAUUCUCUUUACCACAUUUAUGCCAAUGUGCGACACGUUCCGGGCUUGCACUCGGAGCUUGUGAAGUCCAUUGGUUUUGAUGUGCAAUCAGUCAUCGAAUCGUGGAUGGAGGGUUCGAGGGCGCCUUCUGAGUCUCGCUUAACGGGCGAGUCCAUCCCGCUAUCCCUUGUCCGCAUCACGAAAUCGUCAAUCCACAACUUCGAUGCUCUUCCGUUACAUUUUCGCUUUGAACUUGCGCUGCAGCUGGGUAGCGACUGCACACCAACCGACUUCUUGGAGAUUUGUAUGCUGGAUCACGUUACGGCUGAGCUAGCAGGAAUGGCCAGGCUUACAGAUGGAGCAUCAGCGCUAUUGUUCGCUGCCAUUGUAAUCGCUCAACACUCUCUCUGGGGUACAGAGAUCCCAACCUCCGCGAGUUGGACCGCUGAUUGGGUCAAAUUCGUUAUGGAGCCGGUGUGCGCAGGGGCAAACAUUCACGGGGUACGAAGCUGGAGGUUCACCCAUUCUGCCAUUCACCGACGCAUCAUGGGGUAG
Recurvomyces mirabilis is the source of this 1089-nucleotide messenger RNA. RefSeq lists its product as uncharacterized. Bases 1 to 1089 code for a protein of 362 amino acids. Lineage: Eukaryota; Fungi; Ascomycota; Dothideomycetes; Mycosphaerellales; Teratosphaeriaceae. The record is from RefSeq and is a predicted model, not a curated record. The transcript has 3 exons.